Messenger RNA from Dictyostelium purpureum, 852 nucleotides. RefSeq names its product 60S ribosomal protein L7a. NCBI's taxonomy places the organism in Eukaryota, Evosea, Eumycetozoa, Dictyosteliales, Dictyosteliaceae. The record is from RefSeq and is a predicted model, not a curated record. Gene Ontology annotation, biological process: ribosome biogenesis. The transcript has 3 exons. Gene Ontology annotation, cellular component: ribonucleoprotein complex. Bases 1 to 852 code for a protein of 283 amino acids.
AUGUCCUCAAAACAAACUAAAGCUCCAGCCGCUGCUGCCAAAGCUGCCCCAGUUGCCGCCAACAAAUCAAAGAAAGUCGUCAAGAAAGGUGAAAAGAAACCAAAAACUAGAACCUUAUUCAACGCCUUAUACACCAAAGAAACCAAAAACUUUGGUACUGGUUUUGGUGUUCAACCAAAAAGAGAUUUAACUCACUUUGUCCACUGGCCACGUUAUGUUCGUGUCCAAAGACAACGUAGAGUCUUAUUAAGAAGAUUAAAGGUUCCACCAACCAUCAAUCAAUUCACUCGUGUCUUUGACAAAAACACCGCCAUCCACCUCUUCAAAUUAUUAGACAAAUACAGACCAGAAGAAGCCUCAGUCAAAAAAGCUAGAUUAUUAAAAGUUGCUGAAGCUCGUGCUGCUGCUCCAAAAGGUGAAAAAGUUGCCAAAGCUGAAAAACCAGUCCAAUACUUAAGACACGGUAUUGAUGCUGUUACCAAAUUAGUUGAAAAGAAGAAAGCCAAAUUAGUCGUCAUUGCCCACGAUGUUGACCCAGUUGAACUCGUCUUAUACUUACCAGCCCUCUGCAGAAGAAUGGAUGUCCCAUACUGUAUUGUUAAAUCAAAAUCAAGAUUAGGUGAAUUAGUUCACAUGAGAAACGCUGCUUGUGUUGCCUUAACCGGUGUUAACGCUACUGAUGCCAACGAAUUAGCUUUAUUAGUCGAAUCAGCCAAACAAAUGUUCAACAAUAACGCUGAUGCCAGAAAGACCUGGGGUGGUAACACUUUAUCUGGUCCAACCCGUGCCAUCAUUGCCAAACGUCAAAAAGCUGCCUCAAAAGAAGCUACUGCCAAAUCAAAGAUCCAAUAA